AAAGAUGUAUUCUAAAGUCAGCUUUUGCAUGAUUACGUUUCUCUUCUUCUUCUUCUUCGUAUUAUCUUCUUUCGUUGUUGCCCGACCACUGCCUACAUCUUCAUUUCACCAUGCUAAUCAACAACCGGAUGAUAGCGGUGAAGCAAACGAUAUGAAGGUGGAGUUGGAGGAUAGGUGCGAGGGAAUUGCAGAAGAAGAAUGCUUUAUGAGAAGAACACUUGCAGCUCACGUUGAUUACAUCUAUACACAGAAAACCAAGCCUUGAAGUUGAAGGCCUCUCUUCAUAAAUAUUUUAUCAUUUAUGCACACUUUGCUGUUAAUAUAUAGUUUUAAUUCAUAAAU
Molecule: messenger RNA, 342 nt
Organism: Hibiscus syriacus
Lineage: Eukaryota; Viridiplantae; Streptophyta; Magnoliopsida; Malvales; Malvaceae
Product: phytosulfokines-like
Exons: 2
Coding region: 5-265 (86 amino acids)
Biological process (GO): cell population proliferation
Cellular component (GO): extracellular region
Molecular function (GO): growth factor activity
Source: RefSeq, a predicted model, not a curated record